GUAAGACGUACACGUACAAGAAAGAAGCCGGAAGUUGCUCAAAUCCAAUAUGUCUGCCGUUUCCAACGCUGUGUGAACAAAACAAGAGUCGUGGAGAUGGCAGAGAUCGGAGUAGACGAGCUUUCACAGCUUGAAUAUUUGUCUUUGGUGUCGAAAGUCUGCACGGAGCUUGACAACCAUCUGGGGAUCAGUGACAAAGAUUUAGGUUUGUCAUAUUUUACCGGCUAAACCAAAGCUAACGGUAGCUAGCAUAUGCUAACUUUCUGUUGCGGUGUAGAAACACGAAAGUUUUACAAGUUUUACCAAAGAAAACUUCACUCUUAGACAUAAAACUAUACAUGUUCACUUUUCUAAUGUGUCUGAAAAUAAUGUUAUCGUGACAUUACUGAGCUGUGCAUGGUUAUCCGAAUAAUAUCGUCGUAUUUUGCCUGUUAGAGAGUCCGUUUACUGAACGAAAUGUGUCUUUUUUUUAUUGUGUUUUAAUUCCUUUCAGCUGAAUUUGUAAUCAGCCUCGCCGAAAAACAACCGGCUUUUGAUGGAUUCAAGGCCCUGCUGCUACAAAAUGGAGCAGAAUUUACUGUGAGUUUAACUCAUUUUGGUUUAACAGUCGAAAAGUAAUGUGCUUUUGUUUUUCUCUGUUGAUGAAAAAACACAAACAAACUAUGACGCUUCAAGUUUAUUGGAAAAGGCCCAGGUCCAAGGCAGAAAUAGAGACAUAAAAGGACAGACAGUUUACAUCACAUUAAUUAAAAAUAAGAGUUAAUAACGAAGGUGACAGGGUGAUAUCUAGAUCAGAGUCUAGAUGAAGUGCUCCCUUGCUCACCCCUGUCAUUGUGGUUUGUUCAGAAAGUAAUACACCUUUUUUAUUUGUUCUUAGUAUGUCCACACGUGACAAGUAUCCGCAGUGUCCUUUUAAAAUCUCAUGAUGAAAAUUUUAAGCUCUUUUAAUGUACGUUCCUCAGCAGUAAACCAUACACUGCUCCGUCUCACUUCAGCCUCCUUUCUUCUCUUCUAGGACUCCCUCAUCAGUAAUCUGCUCAGACUCAUUCAGACGAUGCGACCUCCAUCCAAGGCAUCAACCAGCAAAAGUAAGUCGGUUUAAAUGUUGAGUUUCUAAAGCGUAAAUCUACAUUUGAUUGGAAUAUCAGGAGAGAAUUUACUGAAAAACGUUGAUUCUCUUUUGUCUUCUACAGCAAAUAUUUUCAUCCUGUUCAUUCAGAGUGUUUUCUGGUCUUCAGGAUAGUUUGACAGAUCGUUUGACUGCCUCUUAUCUGUACGUUGAACGUCAUGUGUCAAUCCUGUGAUUGAUCUCAGAAGUGAUAAAUAACUCCUUCAUUUCAGACUCCGAAACGUCGAUCAAGCCCAAGUCAGAAAAAGACAAGUUGAAGGAGAUGUUUCCAGCUCUCUGCAGAGCAAAUGAUCCUGCACCAAAAGUACGAGACCUACAUUCAUUAUUUACCUUUUUGUGUGUCUUUAACUCACAACGAAUUACCCCAGAAUUUAAUAAAACACAGCUGACUGAACAAAAACAACACUGAAUAAAAGUUGAAUGGACUGUAAACCUACUUUCUUUGUUUGGUUGAUCUUCUCAGAGGCUGUUGGAUGAAGAUGAUGUGAAAGUAGCAGCUGAUGCCAUGAAAGAGCUGGAGAUGUUCAUGCCGAGUGUCAGCGGGACGGACUCCAAAAGCAGCAAGAGCAGGUUAGUCUGCCUCAGACUCUCAUUUUGAUGCAGUAUGUUUUUUGGGUGGAAAGUUAAGCUUGAACGCGACUGGUUUUAUUUCAAUUCGAGUACAAGCUGCAGUGUUUAAUGUCCUCUUAUUUUACCGCUCUCACAGGUCAGAGAAGAGCAGGCGGCACAGUCGAAGUCGCAGCAGAAGCAGAGAAAGAGACAGAGAUAGACACAGAGACCGUGAUAGAGAUCGGGACAGGGACAGAAAGAGGCGGCAUCGCUCCCGAUCCAGAUCCAGGUCCAGAUCUCGCUCCAGGGACCGUGAUCGGCACAGAGACAGAGAGAGGGACAGAGACAGAGACAGGGAUCGCGGCAAAAGGAAAGACAAAUCUUCUCGAUGGUCAGAACGCUCACCCAGUCCCAAAAAAGAUCAAGACAGAGACUCUGAUCGUUGGAAAGACAAACACGUGGACCGCCCUCCACCAGAGGAACCGUCUGUAGGUGACAUCUACAACGGGAAGGUCACGAGUAUCAUGCAGUUUGGAUGCUUUGUUCAGCUGGAGGGGUUAAGGUCAGUAUAAAAACCAAUAACCGCAGAUUUACAUGACUCAGAGGAGACAUCUCAGCUCACUAAUGACACACCAUCUCCGUCUGUCUCCGUCCCUUCAAUUGUAGGAAGCGAUGGGAGGGUUUGGUCCACAUAUCCGAGCUGCGUAGAGAGGGCCGUGUAGCCAACGUGGCUGAUGUGGUCAGCAAAGGCCAGAGAGUGAAAAUCAAGGUGCUGUCGUUCACAGGCUCCAAGACCAGCCUCAGUAUGAAGGUAAGAAGUACAGACUUACUCAGCUUUUAAAACCGAGUCUGAAGGUUCUUUUUCGGGAUUCAUGUUUGAAAAUGAUUGAAACUUUUUCUCUUUGUGUAAGACGAUGUCAAAAGUUUGGUGAAAGAACGUUUUAGGGUCUAUAACCAAACACCCCUUUUAACCGUUCAAGGAUCAUUACUGUUAAUAAACAUCAUCUUUGUUCAGGACGUGGACCAAGAGACCGGAGAAGACCUGAACCCCAACAGGAGAAGGAACAUCGGUCCGGACGGAGGGGAGGAGAUAUCCAUGAGGAACCCUGACCGGCCGAGUAACCUGAACCUGGGCCACGCACCCGAGCUGGAGCAGGAUGACACGCUGGAGCGCAAGAGGCUCACCAAAAUAUCCGACCCAGAGAAGUGGGAGAUCAAACAGGUGAUUUGGAGUUUAUUCAUGCGGGACAUCUUUACAGAUCAAAGUUUCUCAAAGUGCUCCACAGUGAACCAGAAUAACACAAGAACACUCUUCAUUUGUCUUUAGAUGAUCGCUGCCAACGUCCUGUCCAAAGAAGAGUUUCCUGAUUUUGACGAUGAGACGGGAAUCCUUCCAAAAGUUGAUGAUGAAGAAGGUAAAAAAAUGUUUGAAUAUCAGACAAAUAUCUUUUCUUUUUUCUCCACAAAUUAAUGUUUCGGAGGUUUGAAAUUGAAGAUGGUAUGAGAAGCUUGUCAAGCAGAAACAGGGUCAUGUGAUUCUCCUGAACAGCCUUGUCUUAUUCACAGAAAAUGACUGAGAUCAGAUGGUCGUGUGUGUUGUGUAACAGUAAAUAUGAUUAAGAGUGAUCGGUGUUUUAAUUAAUCUAAUUCUCUUUUGUCCAGAUGAGGAUUUGGAAAUCGAGCUGGUUGAAGAAGAACCUCCAUUCCUGAGAGGACACACCAAACAGAGCAUGGACAUGAGCCCUGUCAAGAUCGUGAAGGUAUGGCACAUGUGAACACAUGUGCACAUGACCACAUGAGACCGCUUCAGUUUAAAAUUACAUUUGACCCUUCAAAAAAAAAAAGGAACAAACCCACCACAUGUCCUUUAUUUCCCUCUGCCCCCAGAAUCCAGAUGGCUCCCUGUCUCAGGCGGCCAUGAUGCAGAGCGCUCUGGCGAAGGAGAGACGAGAGCUGAAGCAGGCUGCUCGAGAGGCAGAGAUGGACUCCAUCCCCAUGGGGCUUAAUAAACACUGGGUCGACCCGCUGCCAGACGGUGAGGAAUCCGUGCAUGUGCAUGUUAAUUUGAUUCUUGGUCGCAGAUGUUGAUGCUGUUGUUUGACUCUUACAAUCAAUUUGAAGCCAUUCGACAUAUGUGAGCGUGAAUUUAAUAAAUCAGACAAUUCCUGCCUUUUUAAUAAAACCCAGAUCUUAAAGAGUCAAGUCACUAAACAUGGAUAAACAGAAUUUGAUGGUUUGUUUAUUAUUUUAACCCCAUAUUUAAAGGGAAAGUCGUAGUAAAAUCAUUAUUUAAGAGAAAAAAGUCGUAAUAAAAUCAUUAUUUACAAGAAUAAAGUCGUAAAGUAAAUGAAGUCUUCAAGCUGCUUUUGUGGAGGAGGAAAUGUCUGAACUGGUCAACUGCAGAGUUAUCAGUGGGCCAUUCAGAGAGUUUUUGUGGUUUCUUAAGAAACAAUCCAACUGAUGAUGAUCAACAUUUACGAUUCAGAGGGGGUCGAACUCUGACGAGCACCGUGUCUGUCUCUGAUGUCGGCACAACACCGGCAGCAACCUUCACCCGCAGAGGCACCAACACCUGAUGGCAUAUAGAUUCAUACAUUAAACUAAAGUCAUAUGAAACUAUUGCUAUAAACGGCUGCAUUGAGGGAUUUAACCUCUGCACAGACAUUUCCCCCUCCUUAAAAACAGCGAUUCCCUACAAGUCCUUCUGGUUCUUUCUGCAGUAAAGAUGCAUUUCUUGCAUAUGUAUCCUGAUACUUCUGACAACGUGAUGCUGAAACACCAAAGGAUUAAGUAUCUCCUUGUUUGUGAAACUUAGCCACUGAAGUUCAACUCAUCUAAAUGCUCCACAGCGCUCAUUCAAACAACAGGUUCGAAUAUUAGACUUUAUUCUCGUAAGAAAUGAUUUUAUUAAGUUUGUAAGUAAUUAUGUCUUACUUUUUUUUUUCUCAAUGUGGCCCUAAUAAUCCGUCGUAGAAUAGUACAAAAACAUUAUCUCUUUAUGAAAGAUAUAAACUCAUUUUAAAUCCGACACCACCAGCACGUUAAAAAAAGUCUGGGACAGGAACAGGUUCAUUCAGCUCCGGGUUUUAGUAUCUUAUGUUUGGUGUCAUGAUGCUCCAAAUGUUUUUCAACAAGUCAGGACCUCAUCAGUCCAGUUUCUCAGCAGGACUCUUCUCCUACAGAGCCAUGCUGUUGUAAUCCCUGUUGUCAGAAUGUGGUUUUUGAUCAUAUGAAGGUCUAAGGCGAAACGUCCCAAGUAAGUCCAGUUGUCCUUUCCAAAAGAGUGUUAGAUUUUGAUUCAUCAGACCUCAGGACAGUUCAUGGACAAGUGAUAUUAAGCCCAUGCGGUGACUCCAACUACAGAGUUCUGAUGCUCCUAAACCUGUAGAUAUAGUUCAGCAUUAAUGGAGCCCUCACAGAUGUGGGAGAUACCCACGACGUGAACUCUGAUGAUCCCCAAACCAUCAGGGGUGCUGGAUUUAAGCUGUACGCUGAGAUGAGGUUUGCUCUUCCAUAUAUGUUUCUGACCUUCUGGAGUUUGUUUCUGAUUGGAUAGAAAAGUCCUGAUCUGGUUCACCGUGUUUGUUUCAGGUCAUCGACAAUUUUCCCAGAAGUGGAAAUGAUAAUCUGGCUUUUACUGGCCGAGUCAUUUAUCUAAGCACUCUUCUUCUGUGUCUGACAGCUGAUGGUCGGCAGAUUGCAGCCAACAUGAGAGGCAUUGGCAUGAUGCCCAACGACAUCCCGGAGUGGAAGAAGCACGCUUUCGGAGGCAACAAGGCCUCCUAUGGAAAGAAGACCCAGCUCUCCAUCCUGGAGCAGAGAGAGAGUCUGCCCAUCUACAAGCUGAAGGAGCAGCUCAUUCAGGUUUGAGCCGCUUCCAAAACAAAACCCAAAGGGGGUCUCCUUCACACAGAGUCAGUUUAAUGCGGCACAUUAGAGAGUAUAAUUGAAUCUGAUUAGGGUCGACUGAAAAUGUGAUUACCCUUUAACAAGCAGAUGUGCCAGCUUUGAGAUGUGCUGAAUGGAACAUCUGCCAAAUGUAAAUGACCAGAUUUUCCCACUUUUGGUGAUUAGAUUUUCUCUUCUGCUGACAAAAUGUGAUUAUCGAGUAAUUAAAGCAGGAAUAUGGUCGAAGAUCAGCAUCAAAUUUAACGUCUUUUACUUAUAUCUGAAAAAACAAAAAGCAGGAAAAGUGCUCUUUCAUUUUCUCCCCUCUUUUGGUCAUCCGUCACAGGCCGUUCAUGACAAUCAGAUCCUGAUUGUUAUUGGAGAGACGGGUUCCGGUAAGACCACCCAGAUCACUCAGUACCUGGCAGAGGCCGGUUACACCACCCGGGGGAAGAUCGGCUGCACGCAGCCUCGUCGUGUGGCCGCCAUGUCCGUGGCAAAGAGAGUCUCAGAGGAGUAUGGUUGCUGUUUAGGACAAGAGGUGAGUGAAUCGAACAUGUUAAUAUAAUGAGAUUUUUAUUUGGUGUGUGUGUGUUGUUUUCUUGGCUUUGAGGAAAACUUUGAGAGGGAUUCAUCCUGUGGAAACCCAUUUAUCUAAAUCCUCACACAGCUCCCAGCUCCUCUCUUCUUCAUCUUUUUUUCACUCCUGAAAUCUGGAGAAGAACGUUUAUAUUUUUGUCUUUACAUCCUCUAGUUUCCUCUUUGUAGAUGGUGUUAUUCUUACCCUAAAGUUAAAAACAGCCAAAUAACUUCAGUUUGGGACAAAAACAAAACAUAACUCAAGUUUUAUGAACAUAACAGGAUGAGAAAUCUGCUUCUGUAAACUUCUACUUCAUUACAGAUUCACUCUCGGAUGAUUACUCAUGUUAUUGUAAACCAUUAUUGAUUUGUAAUAUGGUGUAAACAUUUGAGACGAGUACAGGGACACUGCAGUACCAAGAAAAAAUACAAACUGUUCUUUCUGCUGAGGUUUCGUUUGUGACCAAGUUUUCCUUCAACUCGUUGAUCAACUUCCUGGCUACACUUGCAGAACACUUCAGGGGCCUUAUUUAUCAACCGUGCGCACGCACAGAUGUGUGCGUAAUGAGUGUGUAUGGAAUUUAUCAACUUGUACUUGUUCUUAGGAAUGUGCGUAAAUUUAAGCACGAUGACCAUGCUUACACACAGAAUCUAGUGGUAGAAUAGUGAAACGACAAAUAGAACCCAUUAAAGGAGUCACUCAAGUCAUCUCAAACUUCACACAUGUUCCCCGUUGCCUCUAAUUAAUAAAAUUGAUUAAUUAGUUAUUUAUCAGACAUUUUGAAUGAUUGGUGUGACAAGCUAUACAAAUCAGCUAUAACAGGACAACCUCAAAAGAAGUACAAAUACAAGUAUCACAGUUUAUUUUGUGCUAUUGGAGGACUUGGAGAAUGGAUUUAUGCCGUGAUUUACAACCCGUGUUGGAGCAAGAGGCAAAACGCACCAAAGCCAUCCCAGUGCACAUCCAGCUCCUGUCCACCUUAAUCCGAACAUUUCAGCGUAUGCAGCAUUUCGCAGCCAAUGCUAAGCAGAAUCAUGCCGACAGAGUAAUUUCUCUGGCCUCAAUUUACAUCCAGUUCCCGUAAUAAAUUCCUGAAAUAAAAUGAGGAUUUCACGCCAUCGCCGGAUACCCAAACAUAAUUGGAGCCAUAGAUUGCAGCCACAUCAUGAUAAAAGCACCUUCACACAAUAAAUUCAGUUUUGUCAACAGGAAAAGAUUUCAUUCAAUCAAUGCACAAAUAAUCUGCGAUGCACAUAUGUAUCUGUUAAACAUUGUCUGGAGGAACGCACGACUCUCUGUGAAUGUCUACCUCUAUGAUUUCGGCAAGGGGGAAAAAAAUUCAUCCACGCAUUUUUAAAGCAAUUUUUGAUACCAUAUAUGGUCAAUUGGAGGUGUUUCUGAAUACAAAUGACUCAAACCAUGCACGAGCACGCUAGGAAAGAACAGGUGGGAUUUAUCUCCACCGAUUACUUACAUGUGUUCGUACGACCGUAUCCACAUGUUUGAUAAAUGCAGAUUUUUUUGUACUGCCGUCUGUUGUGUCGGCACGGCAGGGUUCUUGUUGGCACAGCGAGCCAUCAUGAUCAGCUGAUUUUAGGAGACACACUGACUGUUUGUGUUUGUUUCCUAAUCUGAAAUAUGUUCUUUUUUACAAAUACCUUUUGUCUAGGUGGGCUACACCAUCCGUUUUGAGGACUGCACCAGCCCUGAGACGGUGAUCAAAUACAUGACAGACGGUAUGCUGCUGAGAGAGUGUCUGAUCGACUCUGAGCUGGGCCAGUACGCCAUCAUCAUGUUGGAUGAAGCUCACGAGAGGACAAUCCACACUGACGUUCUCUUCGGUUUGCUCAAGAAGGUAAGAAACAUCAGCAGAGACUUGUGUGUUCAGGGAGAUCUGUUUCUCAUCGUGGGUUAAAUCAGAGCGAACUGAGCGCUGCUGUUUUUAUUCAUCUCAGACGGUACAGAAACGCACAGACAUGAAGUUGAUCGUCACAUCAGCCACUCUGGACGCUGUGAAGUUCUCACAGUACUUCUACGAGGCACCCAUCUUCACCAUCCCGGGAAGAACGUACCCAGUGGAGGUGCUCUACACCAAAGAACCUGAAACAGACUACCUGGAUGCCAGCCUCAUCACGGUCAUGCAGAUUCAUUUGACCGAGCCUCCAGGUACGAGUUUAAACCCGUCUAGUUUUCCCGUCGUUUCUCCCUCACAGCGGGUCACAUCUAAGUCAUCCUUCUUCCUCUUCUCUGUCCAGGCGACAUCCUGGUGUUUCUGACGGGUCAGGAGGAGAUCGAUACGGCGUGUGAGAUCCUGUAUGAGAGGAUGAAGUCUCUGGGGCCCGAUGUUCCUGAGCUGAUUAUUCUGCCUGUUUAUUCUGCUCUGCCCAGUGAGAUGCAGACCAGGAUCUUUGACCCUGCACCUCCAGGCAGCAGAAAGGUGCCGGCAUCCAAUUAUUGCAAAGUUGCACAGUAUCAGUGAACAUCGAUGGUCUUGUCUGACCUCUAAAUUAGACUUUGGAGUGUUUUCUGAGUCCCGUAAACGACCUUCAUAUCUUAUUUUUCUCUUAGGUGGUUAUUGCCACAAACAUUGCUGAGACGUCUCUGACCAUUGAUGGAAUCUACUACGUGGUGGAUCCUGGUUUUGUCAAACAAAAAGUCUACAACUCCAAGACAGGAAUCGACCAGCUGGUGGUGACUCCCAUCUCACAGGUGCAGCACAACAUCAACAAAGUUAGACUCGAUUUUCUAAAGAGUCUGAGUUUGUAGUCGGUGAGAUUUCUCACGACCGUUUUUGACUUCAGGCCCAGGCUAAGCAGAGAGCAGGCCGAGCCGGGAGAACCGGUCCAGGAAAGUGUUACAGACUCUACACAGAGAGAGCCUACAGAGACGAGAUGCUGACCACCAACGUGCCUGAGAUCCAGAGGACCAACUUGGCCAGUACUGUGCUGUCUCUGAAGGUGAACGCACUGAAACGAACAUGCUCUGAUACGUCCUACAAGUGAACCUUUUCUCACAUUUGCUCUGUCUUCCUUUAACUCCCUCCUCCAGGCCAUGGGCAUCAAUGACCUCCUGUCUUUUGACUUCAUGGACGCUCCUCCCAUGGAGACUCUGAUCACGGCCAUGGAGCAGCUCUACACUUUGGGAGCUCUGGAUGAUGAAGGUUUACUCACACGGCUGGGGAGACGGGUGAGGAAUUCUUCUACUGAGUUAUUUUCCAGGAGAAGAUCAGAAUAAAUAAACAUCAGGUAACAUUCUGACGCUCUGACUCGCUCUCCUAGAUGGCCGAGUUUCCUCUGGAGCCCAUGCUGUGUAAGAUGUUGAUCAUGUCCGUCCAUCUGGGCUGCAGCGAGGAGAUGCUCACCAUCGUGUCCAUGCUGUCUGUGCAGAACGUCUUCUACAGACCAAAGGUGAGCACACCACUAAACCUCAUCUACAUCUGCAGGGCGUGUUUUCCAACCUGACAAGUUGACUCAUGAGGCUUUAGGAUGUGAAUGGACUCCAAAGUAUCGUAAGGCAUCCUUGAGCCAACAGUUAAUGACAUCUGUGUCCAAGAGGAAGACCAUGAGGGGAUUUGGUGGACGUUUAAUCUCAAGUUUCUGUGUAUGAAGAUAACAUCUUUUUCUCUGUGUGUUUCAGGACAAGCAGGCCUUGGCCGAUCAGAAGAAAGCAAAGUUUCACCAGCCUGAAGGAGAUCACCUGACCCUGCUGGCUGUCUACAACUCCUGGAAGAACAAUAAGUUUUCAAACCCCUGGUGUUACGAGAACUUCAUCCAGGCUCGCUCCUUACGCAGAGCUCAGGACAUCCGCAAACAGAUGCUGGGCAUCAUGGACAGGUACGGAGGAGUAACUCCGACUCUCUCUCACAUCUUAUUCUUCCUCUCUCUGUUUCCUCAUCAACUUUUUAACAAACUCCUCUCUGUUCAGACACAAACUGGAUGUGGUUUCUUGUGGGAAGGCCACAGUGCGGGUCCAGAAAGCUAUCUGCAGUGGUUUCUUCAGGAACGCAGCCAAGAAGGAUCCUCAGGAGGGCUACAGGACACUUAUAGACCAACAAGUCGUCUACAUCCACCCCUCCAGUGCUCUGUUCAACCGGCAACCUGAGUGGUAAGACGAAAACUGUGCCCCACUUUUCUCACACUAAGUCCAGAAACAAAUCCGAGAAAGUGACGUCCCGCUUCUUAUCUCCAGGGUUGUGUAUCACGAGUUGGUCCUGACCACAAAGGAGUACAUGCGAGAGGUGACCACCAUCGACCCGCGCUGGCUGGUGGAGUUCUCUCCAGCCUUCUUCAAAGUGUCCGACCCAACCCGCCUCAGCAAACAGAAGAAACAACAACGCCUGGAGCCUCUUUACAACCGCUACGAGGAACCCAACGCCUGGAGAAUCUCUCGCGCCUUCAGACGCCGUUAAGUCGGAAGUCGUUAAAACAAACUUUGAAGGUUUCGGCAGAGAUAGAAAAGUCAGGUGCAGCAGAGAAAAUACGAUCAAUCCUCUGGUUUGUUUGUCACCGGCUUUUUUUUUUUUUUUAAACUGUAAACAAUGUAGAUUUUUCCCUUCAGCAGGUCCUAAAAGUUCCUGUUUUCAAAUUUUAGUGUCAUAUUUUAGAAAAUUUGGAUCAUUUCCUUUUCAUCGCACUAAAACAGAAAGAAGAAAACAGCCCCUCAUCUGUGAGAAGAUCCUCUAACACAGUCGACUAUUUAUUUUGAUACUCUAUAAAUUGUAUGACCGUGAUGUUUUAAGUCAGACUGGAUAGGAUUGUAUUUGGACCUUUUGGCUGUAAGACUGUAAAAACGAAACAACAUGUUCAUGUUUGGUAGAUUUUGUACUAUUGGACAGUUUGAGAUCACUUGUCUGUAUCAAAGACUUGUUUAGCCGUACAUGACAAUGAAAUGAUGCAAAUGUGUCCUCAUUAAACUCCGUUUUCUUAA
Molecule: messenger RNA, 11072 nt
Organism: Xyrichtys novacula (pearly razorfish)
Lineage: Eukaryota; Metazoa; Chordata; Actinopteri; Labriformes; Labridae
Source: the annotation of a GenBank genome assembly